This is a messenger RNA of Argiope bruennichi, 1959 nucleotides long. Its product is annotated as T-cell immunomodulatory protein-like. Lineage: Eukaryota; Metazoa; Arthropoda; Arachnida; Araneae; Araneidae. Gene Ontology annotation, cellular component: plasma membrane. The coding region runs from base 84 to 1853 and encodes 589 amino acids. The record is from RefSeq and is a predicted model, not a curated record. The transcript has a single exon.
CUGGCAACAAAUGCACACAAAAUUGACUGUUUUUAUGAUGAAAUGUAAAUAAUGAUAGCUCCGUAUGUGAAACGUCAGACAAAAUGAAAUUUAAAUUUUGUAUUUAUUUGGUUGUUCAGCUUAUUGGUUGUUCAGCGACAACUCUCAAAUUCGAAGAAAUAACUGGUGAGAUAUUUCCUCUGGGAGAAAAUAUUGGUAUUAUUGCAGCUUUUGGUCAUUUUAAUUCAGAUGAAUAUACAGAUGUUGUGUCCUUACAACAAGGUGGACAUAAAUUACAACUUUUUAAAGGGAGUGAAAACCGACCUUAUUUCCAAUCAUCUCUAAAUUGUUCUUUUGCGGACAUUAUUACCAGUGUUGUUCCUGGAGAUUACAAUGGCGAUUCACAGCUUGAUCUAUUAAUUACUUUAUCCAAAUCUAAUAAUGAGCAUAGUGAACUAAUGAUAUUGUGGGGAAGCAAUGGUUCAAUUCAUUGCACAUCUGAUACCGUCUUAAGUCUUGUAAACCAGCCUUUCGUUGUUGAUUUUAAUGGUGACAUGAUACCUGAUAUUAUUGGAGAUGAUAUUAAAGAUGAAAAGAGGCAUGUCUGGAUUUCCUCCACAGAUAAAAAAUUCCAUAAUCAUAAUCUAACAAAUGUUAUCCAAAAGAUGCGAAAAACUCAUUCAUCUGGUUUGAUUGAUCUAAAUAAUGAUAUGGCGGCUGACUUUUUAAUCACAGGUGAAAUUUAUAUAGAAUCGUGGAUUAAUACUGGAAAAGGUUUUGUCUUAAAUCAGACUAAAAUUCCUUACCCACAUAAAAUAGAAUGGCUGUGGCAGUCUACUUUUGUAGAUAUGAAUCUUGAUGGAAAAAUGAAUCAUAUAAUGCCAGUAUGCAAAGAUCGUAAAUGUCACGAGUCAGAAAUAUUGAUAUGGAAUGAGAAUCAAACCAAGUGGGAAGUUCUUUUUUCUGAUUUUAUGAACCCUAAUGACAAAACUGUGUGGGGCUUCAAAUUACCUAUGGGAGCUGCUCUAGAAAUGGCUGCUCUUCAAGUCACCUUAAGAGCUGGUGAUGUUGACAUGGAUGGUUAUCCAGAUUUUAUAACUGUUUUACAAUCUAAAAAAGUUGCUACUGAUGUACAAGCAGUUAUUAUGAGAAAUAUUCCUUGCAGCAAUAAUUGCUCAUCUGGUAGAACUCUUGAAAUAGUUUGGGAUGUACAAGGUUUGAAAGAUAUUCCUAAUGUACAAAUAGCUGCUUUCUUUGACUUAUUUGAGGAUGGGACUUUAGACAUUCUUGUAUCUAAUCAUACCAAACAAGAAUGGAAAAUAUAUGCCUUGAGAAAUACUGAAAUUUUUGAUUCCUGUUUCUUAAAAGUACUCGUUCUUGGUGGUCUAUGCCUUCAGAACUGCUCUGUUGAUCCUUAUGGUACAAACCAGCCAGGUCCUGUUGUGAGAUAUAAUAUGACCACCCAAGAUGGUAAACCACUUGUAAGUUCUUCUAUUCAGUUGUCCCAGUCAGCGCACUUUCCUCUUCAGCUACCUUAUUCUCUGUUUGGCCUUGGACAGACUCCAAAUUUUAUAGAUGUGUUGACUGUUUCGAUACCUGCUGUAUUCAAUAAAAGUGUGCACAAAAGAGAAUGGGUUCAAAUUAUACCAAAUUCUCAAAUAGUCAUUAUCCCCCAUCCUCCAAAUGAUGAGAGGAAGUGGGUGAAAAGACUCUUUGUAACACCUAGUAAUUUGGUGUUUUUAACAUGUAUGGCCUUAAUUGUAACUUGUAUAUUUUUAUGUCUUUUAGUAGCUCUUUUACACUGGAAAGAAAGGAGAGAAGACAAAAAAGAAAGAAUGCAAGAUGCUUAUAGGUUUCAUUUUGAUGCAAUGUAAAUUUUAUUAACUCAAAUGUUUAAUAUAUGUACUAUCUGAUAUAUAUCGUAUAUCUUGCAGAAAACAAAUGUUGAUUUUUAUCUGUGAUUAUAAAACAUAAUAUUGA